UUGCUCGUGGAUAAGACUAGAGUCGGGAUGCGUCCUCACCCUGUUGUUACUGUUACCGCUGAUGAGGCUGAUAUUGCUUGGGGUGCAGUGACGCUUGCUCACAUGUAUCGCCAACUGGGUAUGGCGACAAGGACUGGGUGCAAGACUAUUGCUGGUUGCCUGACACUGUUGCAGACAUGGAUUUACGAGUACUUCCCAGCCUUCCGCCCCCAUCCGCGUCAAGCUGACAUGCCGAACAAGACAAGGGCAGAGAUGUGGUCCCCGCCGAAGCCAAUCCGCGAGCUGAGCAGACUGAUAGACUGUAGGAGCAUACUGGAUGCCAUGACAGAGGCACAGGUGGAGUGGACUCCGUACUUGACUUAUGAUAGGUCUUUAUUGAACGAGCACCCACGUACCUCGUAUAUCGGUGGUAUCACCUGUUUCGAUAUCGUGGAGGUCUAUUUGCCUGAGAGGACAGUGAGGCAGCUCGGUUUUGCACAGGAGAUUCCCCCGGCUCCGCUGAGACCUACCCAAGCUCUGCGACCAGCACAGGGCUCCUACUCAGUUACAUUCGCUUCUUCCUGUAUGUUUACGGAGAUGUGGAGUAGGUUCCCUUACUGUGCCCGCGUAGUGGAGCAGGCACAGCGUCGCGCAUCGGUUCCAUCAGAGGCUGCCCCGGAUUACGUGGACUGGUUUAGAGUGUCUUCCCACUGUUUUCUCAUCCCAGGUGAAGGACCUGCUGCUGCGUUUGGUGCUGCUGAUAACAGAGUCGAAUAUGUUAGUAUUCCUAAUUAUAUGUGGGAUAUAAGAUAUUUUGGAUAUCCAAUCCACAUGUAUCCGAAAAUCGGAUCGGAUAUCAUAUAUGGCUGUACUGAAAUGGAAUGGUUGUGUGGUGUCACUUCACCUACAACUAGUGAUGGCAACUGGUCAGAUCUGGACCGGGUCCAGGUGGACUCGGAUCCGGAUCUGUUUUCAAGAAUAGGAUUCAGAUUCGGACCCGAAUCCGCGGGUCCAGUUGCAAGACCCAGAUCCGGAUCCGUGGAUACUGCGGGUUCAGUAUUGGAUCCGGGUCCAAAACGAGUCUAA
Amaranthus tricolor (Joseph's coat) is the source of this 1065-nucleotide messenger RNA. RefSeq lists its product as uncharacterized. Bases 28 to 1065 code for a protein of 345 amino acids. The record is from RefSeq and is a predicted model, not a curated record. Gene Ontology annotation, biological process: meristem development; meristem maintenance. NCBI's taxonomy places the organism in Eukaryota, Viridiplantae, Streptophyta, Magnoliopsida, Caryophyllales, Amaranthaceae. The transcript has 4 exons.